AUGGCGCUCAGUCUCCAAUUGACGUUGACACUCCUCACGGUCCUGCUCUCGCUCCGUUCCAUCCUCGCACACUCGCAUUCCCAACACGAUACAGCCUCCUCGGAAGAAGAACAACCGCUAUCCUUCUCAGUCGGCCCGAACUACCCCUACGCGCUCGAGGACCUGGAUAAAGACCUCCCCUUCUCACAACCCGUCACAUUCGCCCAUCUCCCCUGGCAACGAUGCUUCUCGGCCAGCCACAAAUCCCCACUCGACAUCGCGGUCGUCGGCUUCCCCUACGACACAUCGACGUCGUACCGCCCCGGCGCGCGCUUCGGCCCACGAGGCAUCCGCGCCGCCAGCUCGCGCGAGAAAAAGGGCCGCUCGUACAACACGAUCUGGGGCAUCGACCCCUUCACGGACGGCGGCCUCAAUAUCGUCGACUGCGGCGACAUCCCCAUCACGCCGUUCGACGCCCAGCACGCGUUCCGCCAAAUGGAGCAAGGAUACCGCCAGAUCCUGUACCACAACACAUCUGCCACCUCCGCCUCCGCCAGUACUAACGUCUGGUCGCACCCGCGCAUCCUCAGCCUGGGAGGCGACCACUCGAUCGUGCUUCCCGUGCUCCGCUCCCUCAAGACCAUCUACGGCCCCAUCAGCGUGAUCCACCUGGACUCGCACCUCGACACCUGGGACCCCUACGCCGGAUAUACCGGGAUAGUCAGCGAGCAGUCGGCCAUCACGCACGGGACGUUCUUCUGGCACGCCGCGCGCGAGGGCUGCAUCGCCAAGGGCAGCUCCGUGCACGGUGGUCUGCGCACGAAACUGUUCAGCCCCGCCGACUACGGGACCGACAAGGAAGUCGUGGGGUUCGAGCUGAUCGAGGCACACGAGAUCGACGACGAACCGCGUGGCAUGAGUGGGAUUGCCGCGCGCGUAAAGUCCAUCGUCGGCACCACCAACCCCGUCUAUUUGAGCAUCGAUAUUGACGUGCUGGAUCCGAGCAUUGCGCCCGCGACGGGAACGCCCGAGUCCGGCGGCUGGACGACGCGCGAGGUGAAAAGGUUCAUCAAGGGCCUCGAGGGCAUUCGGCUGGUCGGCGCCGAUGUCGUCGAGGUGAGUCCGCCGUAUGAUACCGUCGCAGAGGUGACGAGCGUGGCGGCGAGUGAUUUGCUGGUGGAUAUUAUGGCGUUGAUGGUCAAGGAUUCGCUCGGGAAAGCCGAGAGGAAGGAUACAGUGGGUGGCAAAGAGGCGAGGAAGGAUGAACUGUAG
Cladophialophora yegresii CBS 114405 is the source of this 1251-nucleotide messenger RNA. RefSeq lists its product as uncharacterized. The transcript has a single exon. Bases 1 to 1251 code for a protein of 416 amino acids. The record is from RefSeq and is a predicted model, not a curated record. Lineage: Eukaryota; Fungi; Ascomycota; Eurotiomycetes; Chaetothyriales; Herpotrichiellaceae. Gene Ontology annotation, molecular function: metal ion binding; agmatinase activity.